AUGGCGGCGGCGGCGGCGGGGGCCGCGGCCUCGGGCCCCGGUUCGGGCCUGCAGCUGCCCACCUUCGCGACCGCCCGCGCGCUCGUGAAGCCCGGCUCGUGCCUGCGCGUGGGGCCGCACCGGCGUCACGUGGCGCUGGCCCCGCGCUUCCUGGGCCGCAAGCGGAGCGGCCUCCGCGAGCAGCUGGACGGGGAGCUGCUGCGCUACUCGGAGAGCCUGCGCGGCGUGCCCGUGGCCUACGACAACCUCAAGAUCGUGGGCGAGCUGGGCGACAUCUACGACGACCAGGGCCACGUGCACCUCGACAUCGAGGCCGACUUCGUUCUGUUCUGCCCCGAGAAGGGCCAGAAGCUCGUGGGUACGGUCAAUAAGGUGGCCCCCAGCCACCUGGGCUGCUUGGUGCACGGAUGUUUCAAUGCCUCCAUCCCCAAGCCGGAGCACAUGCCCAUGGAGCAGUGGCAGAGCCUGCAUUUCCACGUGGGAGAUGAGCUGGAGUUUGAAGUGUCCCGCCUAGACUCCGAUGCUGCGGGCGUCUUCUGCAUUAGAGGAAAGCUCAGUGUCAGCAGCUUGCCGCCUGCACUUUCCAAAGGGUCUGGGGACGUUGGCAAUGAGGCCGAGCCUGGAGCAGGGGCAGAGAAGCCAAAGAAGAGCAGAAAGAGCCUGAAGCAGCCCCCUGAGCACUGUGGUCCCACACCGGCUGCAGUGCCUUCAGAUGUGGCUGGGGCAGCAGAGACCAGCCCCCAGGCCCACGAGGCUGUGAACGGACUGUGUGAGGAGCGGAAGCACCACCGAGAAGAGCUGGAGCAGGACUCCCUGUGGCACGCCAGCGACUCAAGCGGCUACCAGAGCGACCACCAGAAGAAGAAAAGAAAGAGAAAAAAGCACAGCGAUGAGCCUGAGGGUCCGGAGGGCCCCCAAGAGCCGAGACCGAAAAAGAAGAAGAAAAAGGAAAAGGAGUGAGCCCUCUCCAGGCAGAGGGGAGGCCAGAGGAAUGGCCUGAGGACGCUCCCAUCGGUCUGGAAAGAGAAAGAAAUGGUUGCGCAUGAACAUUUUAAUGUUCCAGAGACUAAAAAACGACUCCCAGAAUCCAGGGUCGAGUUCCAGUCUCUUUGCCAAAGAUGUGGGUGCUGAGUAUCAUGUCUGGGCUGUUCCUGAGCCCGGGGUCUCUGAGGCAAGGAGGAUUGAAACCCACUUUGGGAGCUGUCAGUGUCCAAGGGAGAGGCACAGUUAGGGGAGGCUGACUUUCCCCAUUCCCUUUGAUCAGCAUGGCAGGGGACAAAAAGUAUGGCCAGUCUCCUCAAGGGCUACAUGGUGGUGGGCCGGCCAAAGAGUGGGUGUCCCUCCUUGUAAUCUUGAGGGAAUUUAACUUUACUCCCAUGAUUGCCCUCAUUUGGGGGCAAAUAAUAAUAAUGACAAUGGCUCCCCUUUCUAUAGUGCUUGUCGCAGUGUGCCAGGCAUGGUGCAAAGUGUAUUAGUUAUCUCCUGUGCCCGUCACAACAGCCCUGAGAGGGAGGGAGAAAACUGAGGCUCAGAGAAGCCAGGGUUCUUGUUCAGGGUCACCCAGAGUUCAAAUCCCAGGGCCUCUUGACUCCAGGCCCAGUACUCUAACCACUGUGCCUCCUAGCUGCCCUAGCUAUGGUCUUCAAGUUAGGCCUUGCAUUAAGAAAACUUGAUAGGUAGAUAGAAUAGGGUAAAACUAGAUUUCCUAAAGUAUUCUUCACUUUAUGGAAGGAUUGAUCAUAGGAUUAUUUUUCAUCAUGUCUUAUUUUAAAACAGGUUUUCAUUUAAAGAAGUUUAAUUUGUGUGCAGCUUUUCUGGAGGGGGGAGGAAUUUCUUGUGAAAGUUAAGGUAUGUGUAUAUUCUAAUUUUUAAAAAGUGCUUUGUUUUGGGGUAUAUAUAAAUAUGUGAAUAUAGCUUUAUAAAUCUCAGUAUUAGCAAAGUGCCUUUGAAAUUGUAUGUAUAAUAAAAAGAUAUUCUUUUAUUUAA
Messenger RNA from Vombatus ursinus (common wombat), 1986 nucleotides. RefSeq names its product TWIST neighbor (gene POLR1F). The record is from RefSeq and is a predicted model, not a curated record. The transcript has 4 exons. Gene Ontology annotation, cellular component: RNA polymerase I complex. Gene Ontology annotation, biological process: DNA-templated transcription initiation; DNA-templated transcription. NCBI's taxonomy places the organism in Eukaryota, Metazoa, Chordata, Mammalia, Diprotodontia, Vombatidae. The coding region runs from base 1 to 960 and encodes 319 amino acids.